AUGGCAGGUUUAGACGUUGCGUGGAUUCCGUUUACGGUGAUGUACUUGCUGUACCUCAUCCCACCGACCCUGAUGGAGGUGUACUCGUACUACAGCCGCGGUGGUCUCGUCCGCUAUGAGGAUAUCAAGUACGAUGACAGCUUUUGUCCACAGUACCAGUGGAACCGCGAUACGGAGGUGUACUACAAACGCUUCCUCGACCGUCCCACCAGCGAGGCCAGCAACGCGUUCUUUUCAUGGCUGGACUGGAGUUCGGAGUCCUACGACCGAACGAUUUACAUCCUCCGUCGCAACUUAGCGAAGCAGGACGGCGAGGUGAGUGUGUGGUGGCGGUACAUUUACGGCCCCUUCAUCUUCAACUGGCCCAAGAAGACUUGGCUGCGCGGCGACGAUGCCGCGUGCCGGAAGAUGCCGGUGUGGGGCGUAGGCGGCGAGGGGCGUGCUCGCACGGAAUACGAAGAGGCCAAGGCGAAAGGCUUCAACAAGAACUAUCAUUACCAGAUUAUGCGCAAGAUCCGCCGUGAGCAGGCGCUGAAGGCGGCACAAGAGAAGGCGGCCAUCAAGUGA
Molecule: messenger RNA, 567 nt
Organism: Leishmania braziliensis MHOM/BR/75/M2904
Lineage: Eukaryota; Euglenozoa; Kinetoplastea; Trypanosomatida; Trypanosomatidae
Exons: 1
Coding region: 1-567 (188 amino acids)
Source: RefSeq, a predicted model, not a curated record